AUGGCGCGCGCGUUUCCACACAAGAUCCAGAACACCCAUUUUCCAGCAGUUGAUGGUGCCUCAGCCACGACACCUGAGAAAGUUGCACAGGUCUCUCCGUCGGAAGAGCCAGAUCCCAGCUUGAGCAAUGCGGAUGCAGGAGCUGUGAUCUUCCUUUUCCCUCCCAAAGAUAGGACGUCGUGGUCCCUGUCCCGGAUAUUCCUUUCGUGCAAGCUGUGGCUGCUUGAUAUGCUGAAACCUGCUCGGGAUAGCGGAGCAAACAACGAGGUGGGUCGGCCUCUCUCCCCAUCGCAUAGUUCCAUGGCCUAA
Penicillium riverlandense is the source of this 309-nucleotide messenger RNA. RefSeq lists its product as uncharacterized. The record is from RefSeq and is a predicted model, not a curated record. The transcript has a single exon. The coding region runs from base 1 to 309 and encodes 102 amino acids. NCBI's taxonomy places the organism in Eukaryota, Fungi, Ascomycota, Eurotiomycetes, Eurotiales, Aspergillaceae.